AUGACCGCACCUCUCGAACUCUUUGUUCUUCCCUGGGGAGUUUAUCCUCGUCGAGUUCUCCUCUACCUCUCUGAGAAAGGCAUCCUCUCUUCUCCCCUCAUCAAAAUCACACCCGUCACCAUCACCCGACAAGGCAUGUCAACUCCCGACGGGAAGCCUCCAGGCACCGUCCCUAUGCUUAAACUCCCUGACGGAACAUUCAUCAAGGAGUCCGUCGCCAUCCUCGAGUAUUUUGAGGAUAUCUGCGCCGACCCCCAGAACGACUGGCAGAAAGAACUAGCCAAGGGCGCCGUCAAGUCUAGCAUGCGUGGAGAAACACCUGAGCAAAAGGCGCGAAUCCGCGAUAUGCUUUAUCUUUCAGGUGAAGCGUGCAAUUACUUUGGAUUCGCCUGUCACAAGGGCACAGCGCUUUUCGCCCUGUCCGAGGCUACUAAUGCCCACGCCGCCAAGUUGUCCCUCGAGUACUGCAAGAAGACUCUUACACACCUGAGCGAGUACUACGAGGGGGAUAAUCUGGAAGAUGGUCGACAGGUCACCAUUGCGGAUUGCGUCUUGUACUCCAUGUUGCACUUUGCAAAGGAUCUAUACGGUCUUCAUUUGGUCGACGAUUUGCCCAAUCUGCAACGUUUUUAUGGAGCGUUUGAAAAAAGGGAGAGUGCUCAAAUCAAGGAGGAUCACUUCCCUCAGGAGAUGAAGGAGCUGGCGUGUCAAUGGCUUCCAGUUGAGUAA
Messenger RNA from Fusarium vanettenii 77-13-4, 729 nucleotides. RefSeq lists its product as uncharacterized. Bases 1 to 729 code for a protein of 242 amino acids. The record is from RefSeq and is a predicted model, not a curated record. NCBI's taxonomy places the organism in Eukaryota, Fungi, Ascomycota, Sordariomycetes, Hypocreales, Nectriaceae. The transcript has a single exon.